Messenger RNA from Cydia amplana, 2129 nucleotides. Its product is annotated as beta-glucuronidase. The record is from RefSeq and is a predicted model, not a curated record. Gene Ontology annotation, biological process: carbohydrate metabolic process; glucuronoside catabolic process. Gene Ontology annotation, molecular function: beta-glucuronidase activity; carbohydrate binding. NCBI's taxonomy places the organism in Eukaryota, Metazoa, Arthropoda, Insecta, Lepidoptera, Tortricidae. Bases 124 to 2121 code for a protein of 665 amino acids. The transcript has 13 exons.
AAAUAUACUUUCGGAUGUAUAAUUUAUAUCUAAAUACAGUAUCAAUUAAAACUUUUGCAUUUUCGCGGGUGAUUAAACCGUAGUUCUUUCACAUUUAGAAGAAAGUUUGUUUCUACGCCAAAUAUGUUAUUAAAGCAACCACGACUGCAGUUAGUGUUCCUGACGAUACUGGCAUCUGCGAACGCCGUGGUACCAGGUUCGUCCAGUGCGAACGAGAUCAACCACUUGCAGAAGCCCCGAGCACCAGCCCAGGGUGGCUCUUUGUACCCACAAGCAACGGAGACUAGAGACUUGAGGAAUUUGGAUGGCAUAUGGAACUUUCGGAAGUCGCCUGUAGAUCCAGAGUAUGGAUAUCGGCAUAGGUGGUUCGCACAAGAUCUCGAAAAGACGGGUCCAGUGAUCCACAUGCCAGUGCCGUCAUCAUACAACGACAUAGGCACGGACGCGUCUCUCCGCGACCACGUGGGCCUCGUGUGGUACGACCGGCGGUUCCACGUCCCAGCCGGCUGGGCGCGUGCCGAGCAGCUGGUCUGGCUGCGUUUUAGCAGCGUUCACUAUGCGGCACAAGUUUGGAUAAACGGCAUCUCGCUUGCAUACCACGAGAUCGGGCACUUGCCUUUUGAAGUGGAAAUCACGGACUACGUUCGUUACAACGGUAGCAACCUUCUCACCGUGGUGGUGGAUAACACGCUGCUGAAUGACACCGUUCCGCAGGGCGCCGUCACUGAACUACAGACAAACCAGACGUUCCGGAUCAAGCAGUCAUACACGUUCGACUUCUUCAACUACGCCGGCAUCCACCGCUCUGUGUUCUUGUACAGCACGCCGCAGGCCUACAUCGAUGACGUCAUCGUCAACACCGACAUACAGGGGCUCACUGGUUUCGUGGUGUACAACAUCACGUUCAAAGGCUCCGAUGCAAGUCAUAUUAUAUGUCUCGUGCAACUGUUGGACAAGAACGACACGCAAGUAGUGGCAGCGCAGGACUGUGCCGGGCUGCUGGAGGUCGGCAACGCCAACUUCUGGUGGCCUUACUUGAUGAAUCCUAAUCCUGGAUACUUGUACACUAUGAAGGCCACAUUGAUAGGGCCUCGCGGCGAAGUAGUUGAUACCUACUACCAGAAGAUUGGCAUCAGAACGGUGACGUGGACCAACACCAGUGUUUUUAUCAACGACAAGCCCUUGUAUCUACGAGGCUUCGGAAUGCAUGAGGAUUCUGAUCUUCGAGGGAAAGGCUGGGAUCCAGUGCUGUGGGUGAAGAACUUCAACCUCAUCCGAUGGGUGGGUGCCAACGCAUUCCGCACCUCGCACUACCCGUAUGCUGAGGAAAUCUACCAGCUCGCCGACGAGCAGGGAAUUAUGAUCAUCGAUGAGUGUCCUAGCGUGGACACCAAUUACUUCACGGACUCGCUGCUCGCCAAGCACAAGCAGUCACUGAAGGAACUGAUCCACCGUGACAAGAACCACCCCAGCGUGAUCAUGUGGUCCAUCUCCAAUGAGCCGAGAUCGCAGAUGAAGGGCGCCGAUUUUUACUUCGGAGAGGUCGUGAGACACGUGAAAUCCAUGGAUCUGUCGAGGCCAGUCACCAUUGCUAUUGCACAGAGUUACAUAUCCGAUAAAUCUGCGCAAUACCUGGACGUGAUAAGCUUCAAUCGGUACAACGCGUGGUACCACGACCCGGGCACACUGCAGGUCAUCACGAGCAACGUCGUCGAAGAAGCGACCGCUUGGCACCGCAAGCAUAAUAAGCCCGUGCUUAUGUCCGAGUACGGGGCUGACUCCCUCGCUGGAUUACACUUCUUACCGGAAUACAUCUGGUCAGAAGAGUACCAAGUGGGAGUCAUGUCGGAGCACUUCAAGGCUUUUGACCAGCUGCGUCAAGCAGGUUUCUUCGUAGGAGAGUUUAUUUGGAAUUUCGCAGACUUCAAGACUGCACAGACAUAUACCCGCGUCGGCGGUAACUGCAAAGGCAUCUUCACACGUGCCCGGCAACCCAAGAUGUCCGCGCACCAUCUGCGCAAGCGCUACCACGCGCUCGCCGCCGCCGACGACGGCGCGCCGACGCUGCCGCAGCCCUACUACGUCAGCGACCUCACAAGGGCGAGGCAUGACGAGCUCUAGGGGGCAUA